CCCCCGCCCCCUGCCUCCCCUUUACCUAAGCCGGCAGCUCCUUGGCCCACUCUGGUCCCGCGGUCGGCGGAGCGGGCGCGCGCGCAGGGGGUCGCGCGGCUGCUGAGAAGGGCGAGCGCGCGCCGGGAGGGAGUGGAGGCGUAGGGGGGCGGGGAUACGGCUCGUUUGCUCGCAAGAUGGCGGACGAGGACGGGGAAGGGAUUCACCCCUCAGCCCCUCACAGGAACGGAGGUGGUGGCGGCGGUGGGGGGUCUGGGCUCCACUGCGCCGGGAACGGCGGCGGCGGAGGCGCCGGCCCGCGGGUCGUGCGCAUCGUCAAGUCCGAGUCCGGCUACGGCUUCAACGUGCGGGGCCAAGUGAGCGAGGGCGGGCAGCUGCGGAGCAUCAACGGGGAGCUGUACGCGCCGCUGCAGCAUGUGAGCGCGGUGCUGCCCGGGGGGGCGGCCGAUCGUGCCGGGGUGCGCAAGGGGGACCGCAUUCUGGAGGUGAACGGCGUGAAUGUUGAGGGGGCGACACACAAGCAGGUGGUGGACCUGAUCCGAGCAGGCGAGAAGGAAUUGAUCUUGACAGUGUUAUCUGUGCCUCCUCAUGAGGCAGAUAACCUAGAUCCCAGUGACGACUCGUUGGGACAAUCAUUUUAUGAUUACACAGAAAAGCAAGCAGUGCCCAUAUCGGUCCCCACAUACAAACAUGUGGAGCAGAAUGGUGAGAAGUUUGUGGUGUACAACGUUUACAUGGCAGGGAGACAGCUGUGUUCUAAGCGGUACCGGGAGUUUGCCAUCCUCCACCAGAAUCUGAAGCGAGAGUUUGCCAACUUCACCUUCCCCCGACUCCCAGGGAAGUGGCCGUUCUCUUUAUCAGAGCAGCAGUUAGACGCCCGACGGCGGGGCUUGGAAGAAUAUCUAGAAAAAGUGUGCUCCAUCCGAGUCAUUGGCGAGAGUGACAUCAUGCAGGAGUUCCUUUCGGAGUCCGACGAGAACUACAAUGGUGUGUCUGACGUCGAGCUGAGAGUAGCAUUACCAGAUGGGACAACAGUUACAGUUAGGGUGAAAAAGAACAGUACUACAGACCAAGUAUAUCAGGCUAUUGCAGCAAAGGUCGGCAUGGACAGUACGACAGUGAAUUACUUUGCCUUAUUUGAAGUGAUCAAUCAUUCCUUUGUACGUAAGUUGGCACCUAAUGAAUUUCCUCAUAAACUGUACGUCCAGAAUUACACAUCAGCUGUGCCAGGCACCUGCCUGACCAUUCGAAAGUGGCUUUUUACGACAGAAGAAGAAAUCCUCUUAAAUGACAAUGACCUUGCUGUUACCUACUUCUUUCAUCAGGCUGUCGAUGACGUGAAGAAAGGUUACAUCAAAGCAGAGGAAAAGUCCUACCAAUUACAGAAGCUGUAUGAACAAAGAAAAAUGGUCAUGUACCUCAACAUGCUAAGAACGUGUGAGGGCUACAAUGAAAUCCUCUUCCCCCACUGUGCCUGUGACUCCAGGAGGAAGGGGCACGUCAUCACAGCCAUCAGCAUCACGCACUUUAAACUGCACGCCUGCACUGAAGACGGACAGCUGGAGAACCAGGUCAUAGCAUUUGAAUGGGAUGAGAUGCAGCGAUGGGAUACAGAUGAGGAAGGAAUGGCCUUCUGCUUCGAAUAUGCCCGGGGAGAGAAGAAGCCGCGAUGGGUUAAAAUCUUCACACCAUACUUCAAUUACAUGCAUGAAUGCUUCGAGAGGGUGUUCUGUGAGCUCAAGUGGAGAAAAGAGAAUAUUUUCCAGAUGGCGAGGUCACAGCAGAGGGACAUGGCCACCUAGCCUUUCCUUCUCCCCUUCCCUUCUCUUCACCUUCACCCUCUUAUCCCUUUCGUCUCCCAUGCCAGACAGAGUAACCAUUAACACAAAAGAAGAGAAAAAGGAAAAAAGUCAUUAUAUUCAAAAGCCCUAAACUAAAUAUUAUUAAUAAUCCCUCUGAAUUUCGUGUCUCUGGAAUUGAGCCGGUAGAAAACAGCAGGUUGGUCAGCACGAGGAGUCACUGAGUUAAGACAGGAAAAGAAACAAGCCCAACCGAGUCGCCAAAGGUAUCUCGUCCCUUGGCCCGGGCCUCACACCAACAGACUCUCCUUCCUUGUACUAUAUUUUUAAAACUGGAACUAUGAACUCCAUCCAUUUGCACUGUUCAGACAUAUAUAUAUAUGUAUGUAAAAAUUAUAUAUACACAAAUUAGCUGCACGUAUAUACAUAUAUAUAUUUCUUUUUAAAUUUCAUAUUGAUGGCAGUACCUUUUUUAGCUUGUGUUUUUACACACCUUUCACUAAAAUUCAUGACUUCUCUCUUGCUCUCUUUAUUUUGAAACAAACUUUAAAAAGGAAAAAAAAAUAUUUUACAGGGAAAAUACCUCUCCUCGUGAAGGACUCGAAAAGUUUACAACCUGCUUGGGUUUUUUUGCCCCUUUUUUGUGUUGAGUGAAGAUUCUGGCUCAUGGGUUACCACAGAGUCUGAGGAGCAAGGAGCAUAGUUUCUUUAUCUUCCAAGAGGCUGUUGGGGAGGAGAAAGAGACGUGUCUCGGGCAGCAAGGCUUCGGGCUGCAGGAGAGUCUGAAGACCUGGUGUGGUCUCCUGAUUCCCAGACAGUUUCCUGGUCGGUCGUCUCUCUCCCACUUAAGGCUUUCUAGCCACAUUCCACAUCUUCCUGCUUCCCUCGGGGGCCCCAUCCAUGGAUGCCUUCCCUUAGCCUGCCUGGAAUGGGGGAGGGUGGGCCCAGGAGGUUGGUGCCACAGGAACCGGAAACACUUCAUGGUCAUAAUUUCCUAUGUCCCUGCCUUUCCUGAUGCAGGGACGGUACUGGGGACCAGAGCGAGGUAAAGCUGAUACCUUUAGGCACAGAUUGGACGUAGACGGGAAAGGCAGGCUCAGAUGCCCUGUGUCCCUAAGCUUUUCCCCACGCACUUCCUGACCACUCGCCAGCCAUAACCGUUACGUCCUCUGUGACUUCCUAAACAGCUCUGUGGGGAGGCAUCUGUCGGUAUCCCCACGGGCUGGGCGAAACGUGGAGAGGCCCAGUGGUCUGCGCCGACCCAGCCAGAGCCCAUCCAAGCUGGCUGAGGACUCGGGAAGGAGCAGUAGCGACACGGUUGAUUUGGGCUGGAUCUCAACUUUCAGUUAAAGGGCGCUGAAGGAAAGACGUUUUGUCCCUCGAGAGCCCCUCGCGUGACCUUGUGGUCAGACUUUUGGAGACCGGAGCCCAGGCUCCGGGGCCGGGCUGGCAUUCUCAGCCUCCUUUUCUUUUUCCUUUUCCACCUUCGAAACAAAACCCUCUGUAGGGCGGCCUCUUGGGCUUUGUCUAACUGGGAGGCAACCGCAGUGGGUUGUAGUCAGCUCCACUGAGCAGUGUUGGGUGGUUCGAAGUCUCUUUUUUUUUGUAACUCGUUUUUGCAGGUCAUCAUGAGGCCACUUUUCUUUCUGUCUCACUCUGUCACCCUGGCAGCCGUUGGCCCCAGGGAAUGUAGGAUUGUAUAGGAUGUGCUGUCUUCUCCCCUCUCUGCAAAACCAUGUGGAAUCAGUGCAAAGUGUCAGAAUGCUGAAUGUUUCCAGUUGCAGAGAAUGACCCUUGACUUGAAGGCUUUGACACGAGAUUAACUUCUUUUGGCCUAAAUGAAUUUAAUAAUGAGCCACAGGACCCUGGAAAGAAGAUAUGUUGAUUUCUCACUCCAAGAUGCUAAAGAGGCUUUUGACACCACCUUUGCCCUCAGAGUGGGGUAGGAGUGAACGGUGCAGGAGGCCAUGGACAGUGCGGAUGCUGCCCUCCGGAUACGAGGCCUAGUGGGGAGGCCCGUAGGGUGGAGGCCCUCAGAGAGGGUGCACGCUGCUCCACCCUUUCUGGGUAGAAUUCAAUGGGUGCUUUGGAGACUGGGUGAAGGCCCCAUAGGUGGGUGGCCUCUUGGCAUAAUCUGCAGGAACAGCCCCAGGGAGGGGCUGGACCACUGACAAGGCACUCAGCUGCAGCAAGGAGGGGGUGCGGGGAGGCCCUGGAGGACCACGGGCCUCCACGUGGCUGGAGCUGAGGGUCAGGCUGUUGGCAUGGAGCAGCCCGUGUGUUACUCCUCCCCCUGGCCCACAUUUCCUGCCCUGAGCCCUGCUGCCUGCCUUGGUCCUGGGUUCUGCCCCCGGAGGCUUCUGUUGCAGUUUAUCUCUGGGAGACAGAAGGGCCCCCCUUUCCCCCUGCUUUGCCCCAGCAGAGCCUGCAGGCUCUUCCUGGUAUCCGUUGUCCUCCCCUCCACACUCAGUUUCUGCCCUCUUUGGGAAACGCUCCGAGUUUUUUAUGGAUCAGGAGAAAACACAGAUCCCUGCAGAAAGGUUUCCUCGGGCCACGCUCGGGGUCUCUGCCCUUUCUAGUUUUCUCCUGCUCUCCGUUUUUCUCCUCCCCUGGCCCUAGGCCUGAGCUCCGCACAGGUGAGUGCCCAGAGAAGCCCCGCGCCUGGCCCAGGUGGUUCCAUCCUUUAGCCACCCAGUAGCUCUGGGUCACUCCCCUGGAGCCCCAGACCCAGUGCUGGGAGCAGCCAUGCUGGGCACUGGCAGGAAGUGACAUGUCUCAUCUCAGAAUUUGCCAACUGAUGGCCAGGCUCCGAGGACACAGUUUCCUUAAAGGGGACGGCAUUCUGGUUGGCCGGAAGCCCCCAGACCUGGUGGGACCACUGCCCCCUCCCUCUUGCCACCCAUCGUGCUUCGGCUGGACUGACUCGGCAGUAGAAACCAUUUGGUCUGUGGGACUCCAGCGCGCUGCCUGGUUCCUUCACCAGAUUCAUGUCACAUUGGCGUCCUUUCGAGGGGUACUUACUCAGAGACCUUGGAGGCGGUGGCUGGCCUCAGCGCCCCGGCUGCCCGCCUCCUGUCUUCCUCACCUAAACCUGAGCACGUCGUGCGGGCCCCGCUCACACUACGACGACAUCAGCUCUGUCCAAGCGAUAAUCUCAGGUGUGUGGGAAGCUUAGGGCUCGGGGUCGGCAUUAAAGGGGGGAGGGACAUGGGGAAGGCAUUUGGCCGACGGCUGACCUUGGACUCCAGUUUUAUAUCCUGUCCCCUUUUUGAGCCAGUGAGAUGGGCUUCAGUUUUCCCCAGGCCAUGCACACUUUUAAUUUAUUUGAGAGAAACUCUAAUUGUAUUUUCACUGCAGUAUCUUGUAUUUUUUAUUUGUGAUUUAAGAAAUGUGAAGAGAAAAUAUGCAGACACAUAAUGGCUAACAGUGUUUCUUUCAUUCCUUGUUCUAGAGCUAACCACUCUAAAAUUGUUUGGUAAUGUCACUUAGUGUAAUUAAUUGUAACAUAUUCUUUUAAAUAAAUUGAUUUAUUGAUGAAACUAUU
This is a messenger RNA of Hipposideros armiger (great roundleaf bat), 5343 nucleotides long. RefSeq names its product sorting nexin 27 (gene SNX27). The record is from RefSeq and is a predicted model, not a curated record. Gene Ontology annotation, molecular function: phosphatidylinositol-3-phosphate binding; protein binding. Gene Ontology annotation, cellular component: early endosome. NCBI's taxonomy places the organism in Eukaryota, Metazoa, Chordata, Mammalia, Chiroptera, Hipposideridae. Bases 177 to 1802 code for a protein of 541 amino acids. Gene Ontology annotation, biological process: endocytic recycling; signal transduction; intracellular protein transport. The transcript is spliced from 12 exons.